ACAAUUCACAUUCAUUAUUAUUACUAACAAAUCCUUUUUUUAGGCAAAAUAUCUACUCAUUAUUUUUUUUUGAAUAAUCUUACAUUACACGUAAUCUAUACAUUUUCAGAUGUGAUUUUUUUUUUUUUUUGACGAAAGAUUUGAUUUGUUAAAUAAAUAAAAAACAUUUAUUAGAUUCGUGAUGAUGUGAUAAAACAAAACAAAACAAAACUCAUAGGUUUUUUUUCUUCAGAAGCUAUAGAAAGACUCAAAAGAGUGUGAAAUAUAAAUUCAUCAUAAUCGAAACCCUAAUUCCCAAAUCACAAACUCAAUCAAUUUCAAUGGAGGGAAUGUUAUCUCCCACUGAUCAACAAACAUUGGUCUCUUCCUUUCUCGAAGUCGCUCAAGGCCAAACCGCUGCCACCGCUAGACAGUUCCUUCAGGCUACAAGUUGGAAACUUGAGGAAGCUCUUCAGUUGUUUUUGAUUGGGAGUGAAACUGGAGCGGUGCCGGCGCCGUCAUCUUUCACUCCUCCUUUAGAGAAUGCUGAUUCUUUUAAUGAUCCAUCUAUUUUUAGUGAACCAAGGAAUCAAAGUGGUGGACUUGCUGAUGGAGAUGAAGUGCGCGCUCCUUUGCCUGUUAUAAGGGAAACACUUUAUGAUAAUACAAUGCUAUUUGGAGGAGCAACGCUUGGACAUCUCUCACAGGAACCAAACUCCUUAAUUGCGUUCCGUAACUUUGAACAGGAAACGAGGCGUCCAGGGGUUUGGGAAACAGAGCAAGGUGCCGCCUCUACUGCAGAGAGUUCUCAGGACACACUUGCUUCUCUUUAUCGCCCUCCUUUUCAUCUAAUGUUCACCGGUUCUUUUGAUAAGGCAAAAGGUGCCGCUUCUUUGCAGGACAAGUGGUUAUUGGUCAACAUACAAUCUACCAAGGAAUUCAGCUCACAUAUGCUUAAUCGGGAUACAUGGGCAAAUGAUGCUGUUUCACAGACCAUCAGUACAAACUUCAUAUUCUGGCAGGUAUAUGAUGAUACAACUGAAGGCAAAAAAGUCUGCACUUAUUACAGACUGGAUUCAAUUCCUGUUGUGCUUAUUAUUGAUCCCAUCACUGGCCAAAAGAUGCGCUCCUGGGGCGGAAUGGUUCAACCUGAAAGCUUAUUAGAAGGUCUGAUAACAUUUCUUGAUGCCGGUCCUAAGGAUCACCACACUACCUUGUCUCACAAGCGUCCUAGAGCAAGUUCUAGCCCACCAAAAACUAAAGCUACAGUAGAUUCAAAUGCGAGUAACGAGGAGGAUGAGGAAAUUAAAAGAGCUCUGGCAGCUUCAUUGGAAAGCGUGAAAGAAUCAAAUGAAAUGGCCGAAGGAGAUAAUGAAGAUGCAAAUGUUGCUGGUAACUUGCAAGAAACAGCCUUACCAAAGAGGCCUGCUUAUCCAACUCUGCCCGAAGAACCUAAGGUUGAAAAAAAUCUCUUAUGCAGAGUUGGUGUACGGCUUCCGAAUGGACGCCGUGCUCAGCGAAACUUCUUACGCUCUGAACCAAUUCAGCUGCUGUGGUCAUUCAUUGCUACUCAGAUAGGGGAAGAAGAUGAAACCAAGCCAUUUAAAUUAACUAAUGCAAUUCCUGGUGCAUCGAAAAAUUUGGACUAUGAAAGUAAUUUAACGUUCGGGGAAUCCGGCCUUGCCAACUCUAUGAUUUCAGUGACUUGGGACUGAGUUCAGAUUCAAGAAUUUGGGAUCGGUGAUCUAUGACCCUGUCUUCCAAUCUUUUGACAUGAGGCUGAUUUAUGCUGAAAGAAAAAGAGAAGUUUUAUUUAAACUCUUUUGUGUAUAAAGUAUAAACUAUGGAUCUAAAUUAUGCGUAGAAUCAAUGGAAAUAUACCAAUUUCGCCA
Trifolium pratense (red clover) is the source of this 1871-nucleotide messenger RNA. Its product is annotated as plant UBX domain-containing protein 7. The transcript has 10 exons. Gene Ontology annotation, cellular component: nucleus. Gene Ontology annotation, molecular function: ubiquitin binding. Gene Ontology annotation, biological process: proteasome-mediated ubiquitin-dependent protein catabolic process. NCBI's taxonomy places the organism in Eukaryota, Viridiplantae, Streptophyta, Magnoliopsida, Fabales, Fabaceae. The record is from RefSeq and is a predicted model, not a curated record. Bases 321 to 1694 code for a protein of 457 amino acids.